Messenger RNA from Carya illinoinensis, 1207 nucleotides. RefSeq names its product early nodulin-like protein 1. The record is from RefSeq and is a predicted model, not a curated record. The transcript has 4 exons. Lineage: Eukaryota; Viridiplantae; Streptophyta; Magnoliopsida; Fagales; Juglandaceae. Bases 254 to 967 code for a protein of 237 amino acids.
CCUCCCAAUGUAAAGCCAAACACUUCAAGACAUUUUAACAUCCUCUCGUCCCACUUUGUCACAAGCUUUCUUGCCCCUCUCUCUCUCUCUCUCUCUCUCUCGCUGUACACAUUUUUCAAAAUUCUCUUUACCUUCUCAAUGACACAGGCCAGGGGCCACGGAUAAAGCUACAAAUUACUAAUUAAAACCCUUCUUAAGUGAAUCGAGUCCCUCUUUAUGUUUUCCCCUCUCGAACUAAAACAGGAACAGCCUUAUGAAGGCCUCGUCAAUGCUCUUCUUCUCCUUUAUUUUCCUUCUAUGUUCACUUCUUCAGCCUUCUCACUCCAUAGAAAUACUUGUAGAUGGAGUUUCAGAGUGGAAGAAUCCUACUGUCCAUAUAGGAGACUCCAUCGUUUUUGAACACAAAUAUCACUACAAUCUCUACAUUUUCCGGAACCAAAAAGCCUUCAAUGUCUGCAAUUUCACUCAAGCCACACGUCUCAACAAAUCCAAUUCCACAUCCUAUACGUGGAAACCAUCACGCCCGGGUUUCUUCUACUUUACAUUCAACAAUGGGUCUUUCAAAGCAUGCCAAGCUUCUGAAAAGCUCGCCAUAAAGGUCUCCACACCACCCCCUGAAUCUUCCAUAAUGCCUCCGGAAACCCCUCCAUCGUCAGCUCCAGCACCCUCUUCUGGUGGAGUCGUAUCGUCCUCCCCGACAUUCCCGUGGCCGUACCAGCCUCACCAAGCCGCUACUCCAACUCCGGCACCCACCGCAAGUUCUCCGUUGAAUGUGCCGUCCACGGUCCCUGAUAAAGGUGGUGGUAUGCCAUUUAUUAACAGUAACCCUGCGGUUCCUCUGCCUACUGGGGAAGUGGACUCUGCUACCAUACGUCCUUUACCUACCUCUGGGCAUGGAGGAAAGGUGAUGGUGGGCUUAUUUGCAGUUCAAAUGGCUCUAUCUUGUGUGGUUUUCCUGAUGCUGUAGAGAGAGAGAGAGAGAGAGAGAGAGAGAGAGAGAGAGAGAAUUGCAGCUAAUGUUUGUAAAAUAGAUCAGGAUAAUGAGCACCAUGUACCGUGGUUCGAGUCUAAAGUAGCUUUAAGGAUGAUGAUUAUACUAUGUAUUAUGGAUCUGUAAUGAUGUUAGCCUAUUUAGACCCUUGCUUUGGAAUCAUUGGCACUUUUGGUCUUUAGUUUUGCCACGCAAUCAAGCACUGGUUCACUACUA